CAAGCACUCAAACCCGACAAGGAUGGGGUCCAUUGACGAUAAUGGGCUACGAUCCAAGAGCUCGAAAUCGAAUGGGCCUGGCCUCGAAGACCAGAAGAGCAAUACUUCGCCGCUAUCGUUAAUAGGUGAUCACCAGCCUUUAGGACACGAGAAGAGCAUGUCCGACUCUUUGGAAUACAAUGAUGAGACUAACGAGGUGUAUCCCGGUGACGAAGAUGAUGCACGACAUGACGCCUUCAACGCCAGCUCCGGUAGGAAAAGCCCAUCAAGUAGCUUCGAUUCUUCGACCGAUCAGCGUCAACGAAUUACGAAGACCGCAGCCUUACAGCCUACGGUAGAUUCAGACCACGAAGAUAUGGAACCGGAGCCUUCGGUUUCCAGAGAUUCUCCUCCUAAUGCGGACCAAUCUAGAGAUUCCUAUGUCGAACAUUCGGAAGGGAAAGGCGAUGAGCGUUCGGGUCUUGCUGUCCGAAGCGCAAGCCCUAUUUCUGAUCCAUCUCAGGCAUUAGAUGGCACGAGGGUCUCAAAAGACAAGACGCAAUCCACACAGGCUACCCUGGGAAGCGAGACGCAACCGCUCGACCCGGCGAAUCCGGAUCUUGAACAAGUUAUCAAGAAGGGUUUCGAAGCAUUGAAGGCCUUAGCGUUGAAGGGAAAUGCCGACGAAGUUGAGACCGAAGUCCAACAACGGGUCGAGGAAGAAAUGGCAAGACAAGACGAAGUCCGAAGACGGAUUGCGGUAGAACAGGCAGAAAAACUCCUACUCUUUGAGCGUCAGGAAGCCCAAAAAGAACCAUUAAAAUGGCACAAAUACCAUGUAGAGAUUGACACUUUGGUUUGGUACGAUGUUCCAUUUGAAUAUGAUAUGUACGACCAUAACUACAUAACCAUACUUCAGCAGUUGGACGAAAAGCAGAAGAAUAUAUUGUUCGAGCACACCCGUCGGCUGCGAGCAAGGCGCCUCCAAGCCAAGGCUCCGAGUAAGAAAACCCUGGCUGAAGAGCAAAAUAAGACGAAAGUAUCCGAAUAUGCCCAUGUUCGCAGGCCGAAAACGCGUGGCAAGCCCGUUGGCCACCAAAGAACAGAUCGGUACGACAAUUCCGUUGGGACGAAACCGCUUCCCGACACAAAGAGAUGGGUAACUGGGCGAAAAAACACCGACAAGAAAGCGUCUGCGACAAAUGAUGCCCGGGACGCCUCUCCGCCGCCUGCAAUAAGAGAGCUCAAUAUCAACUUACAAGUCCCACCGUUUCUCGCCUGGCCAAGUGAGUUAGAGGAAGACAAGGAAAGUUGGGAUUCGGUCACUCAGACUCCACCACGUGUCGAAAACGAUGGCGCUCUAAUUCAACUUACUCUUUCGGUGAUCGAAGAACACAUUCACAAGAAUGGAGGAGACGAUGCAGGCCUCCCGGCGACCUCUCAGCAUCCCUUCUUGACACCUUACAGACUUGGAGAGGUAUUUGUGGAAAUUCCUGAGAAGGCCAUCAAUGAUCUCGAAUUCGAGUUCCAAGGGAAUUCGGCGCCCCUUGAUAUUCGAGCCGAACUUGCUUUUCUACAGAAAGGGCGCGGAGGUACUAGCAGCGAGUCGAAACCAAAGGCAACGCACCUUCCCAAACGUUCUGCCAUUGGCAAAACGAAAAGCAAUCCAAUUCCGAUUAGUUAG
This is a messenger RNA of Mytilinidion resinicola, 1663 nucleotides long. RefSeq lists its product as uncharacterized. Bases 23 to 1663 code for a protein of 546 amino acids. Lineage: Eukaryota; Fungi; Ascomycota; Dothideomycetes; Mytilinidiales; Mytilinidiaceae. The record is from RefSeq and is a predicted model, not a curated record. The transcript has a single exon.